This is a messenger RNA of Pectinophora gossypiella (pink bollworm), 3151 nucleotides long. RefSeq names its product glutamate receptor ionotropic, kainate 2. NCBI's taxonomy places the organism in Eukaryota, Metazoa, Arthropoda, Insecta, Lepidoptera, Gelechiidae. Gene Ontology annotation, biological process: monoatomic ion transport. Gene Ontology annotation, cellular component: postsynaptic membrane; plasma membrane. Bases 233 to 2902 code for a protein of 889 amino acids. The record is from RefSeq and is a predicted model, not a curated record. The transcript has 21 exons. Gene Ontology annotation, molecular function: glutamate-gated receptor activity.
CAGAAACCCUUGAGAAAAAGCAAUAUAAGACCACAAAAACGAGAUUUUAGUGAAAAAAGUGACCAUUUCCAGCACUAAUCCGCGAUGUAGUGUGUUCUUCAACCAUUUUUAGUGUGAUUUAGUGAAGUUUUAGUGCGAAAAGUGUGUGAAAUGUGUGUUUGACAGGACUUUUCUAAUGACUUCGGCGGAUUAUGAGUUUUGAUCUUGCGCGAUGUCCUGAGGCCGAGGCAACAUGUGGCGCUGGUUGGUGGUAACACUCAACGCUGUCGCCGCACUGUCGCCUGUCAUUAAAAUUGGAGCCAUCUUCACGGAGGACGCUCGCGGCGGCAGCGCCGAGCUGUCCUUCAAGUACGCGGUCUAUCGCAUCAACAGGGAGCGCAGCCUGUUCCCGGAGAGCACGCUGGUCUACGACAUACAGUAUAUACCUGCCCGGGACUCCUUCCGGACUUAUAAGAGAGCGUGCUCACAGAUAAGGUCGGGCUGUGUGGCUCUGUUCAGUGGCGGGGGUCCUAUGCCAGCUCUCGGAGGGGUCAGCCAAUCGCUGCACGCGCCACACUUCCUUGCAGCGCCGAUGCCAGAUACCGCGGUCAACGACACAGACAGUUUCACCAUCAACAUGUACCCGUCAAGAGAGCUGAUCAUCCGAGCGUUCGAGGACCUCACUGCCUACCUGAAUUGGACCAGGAUGGGCAUCAUUUACGAAGACUUCGGUUAUGGCGAACUAAACAUCCUAGAUCUUGCCAAGGACGGUCGAGACAUGUACGCGGUGCGGUGCGACGACGCCCACGAGUAUCGACGUGCGCUCGCGCAGCUGAAGGCGCAGCGAGUGACGCACAUAAUCGUCGACACUGACCCGAAACAUAUGCGGCAUCUUGCUCGAGCUAUUCUACAACUGCAAAUGAACAACGAAAACUACCAUUACAUUUUCACCACUUUUGAUAUGGAACUCUUCGACCUGGAAGACUUCUACUACAACCGCGUGAACAUGAGCGGGUGGAGGCUGGUGGACCGAGGAUCGGAGCGCGUCAAGGAGACUCUCCAGGUCAUGGAGAAGUUCCACCCGAUUGGAGCCAGCAUCCUCACUGGGGGACAUAUUAAGACUGAACCAGCCCUUCUCUACGACGCAGUCCAAGUGUUGGCUCUUGCGCUGGCUUCCACCAAGGAAGUGACAUCAGCCAACGUGUCCUGUGACACGGAGACGCCGUGGGCUCAUGGAAACACGUUGCUGGAGAAUGUCAAUAAGAUCCAAGCUCAAGGCCUGACUGGUCCACUUGAGUUCAAGAACGGAGUCAGGACAAACUUCAACCUCCAGUUAAUGCGUCUCGUCGGAGGAGAGUCCGGGGGCCCCGUGCUCUCAGGCCAUUGGUCCCCCGGGGAGGGCCUCACGAUUACCGACCCAGCCGCGUACAGGAGAGACCCCCCACCAAACGUUACUCUCACUGUUGUUACUAGAGAGGAAAAACCCUACGUGAUGGUGAAGGAAGGGUGGAACCUCCAAGGGAACGCUCGCUUCGAGGGUUUUUGCAUCGACCUGUUAGCUCGAGUGGCCGCGCGGGCGGGGUUCCACUACCGGCUACGGCUGGUGCCAGACAACAUGUACGGUGCCAGAGACCCAGCCACGGGACACUGGAACGGCAUCGUCCGCGAGCUGGUCGAUAGGAAAGCCGACAUAGCGGUGGCAUCCAUGACUAUCAACUACGCGAGAGAAGCUGUAAUUGACUUUACCAAGCCUUUCAUGAACCUUGGGAUUGGUAUAUUAUUCAAGGUCCCGACAUCGCAGCCGACGCGUCUGUUCAGCUUCCUCAACCCGCUGGCCAUAGAGAUCUGGCUAUACGUGCUUGCUGCUUACGUUCUUGUUUCCUUCACACUGUUCGUCAUGGCCAGGUUCUCACCUUAUGAAUGGUCAACUGGCACCCACGUCUGUGGUCAUGAGACAAAGCUGCUCACGAACCAGUUUAGUGUGUGCAACUCAUUUUGGUUUAUCACUGGAACCUUCUUGAGACAAGGUUCUGGCUUGAAUCCUAAGGCGACAUCAACCCGAAUAGUCGGAGGUAUCUGGUGGUUCUUCACCCUGAUCAUCCUGUCUUCGUACACCGCCAACCUGGCAGCGUUCCUCACUGUGGAGAGGACCGUGCUCCCGAUCCAGAGUGCCGCGGACCUGGCUGCUCAGAGGGAGAUCCAGUAUGGCACCCUCAGUGGGGGCAGCACUAUGACUUUCUUCAGGGACUCGAACAUCGACAUCUACCAAACGAUGUGGCAGCACAUGUCGACGGCGUCACCACCAGCGCUGGUCUCCUCAUACGAGGAAGGUGUGAGGAGAGUCCUCGCUGGCAACUACGCCUUCCUCAUGGAGUCUACCAUGCUGGACCAUCGGGUUCAGAGGGAUUGCAAUCUGACGCAGAUUGGCGGGCUCUUGGAUUCCAAGGGCUACGGUAUAGCGACGUGGAAAGGCAGUCCUUGGCGCGACAAGAUCUCCUUAGCAAUCCUGGAGCUUCAGGAGAAGGGAGUCAUUCAGAUCCUGUACGACAAGUGGUGGAAGAAUACGGGAGACGUGUGCAAUAGAGACGGCAAGGACAGCAAAGCUAAUCCUCUUGGGGUGCAGAAUAUUGGUGGUGUAUUCGUGACGCUCCUGUGCGGGUUGGUGCUGGCGAUAGUGGUGGCAAUCCUCGAGUUCUGCUGGAAUACCAAGAAGAACGCUUCGCAGGGAAGACAGAGCCUCUGCAGUGAGAUGGGACAGGAGCUCCGCACAGCGAUGCGAGGAGGGUCCUCCAGCAGAACAGUGCUCCGCCCCGGGUGCUCCCGAUGUUCACCAGCCACCCACGUGCCGGCGGCGUCGUCUCGAUACGAGAUCCAAGAAGCAGCGAACAGCACAAUAGAACUGAAGGAGCUGCGCUGGUCGUAGCGCAGUCAGCGGCGGGGCCCGGCGUCCGCGCCUGCCUCGCCGCAGCGGUGCGUGCGACAUGUACCGCUGCCUCAGUGUCAACAUUAUAAUUCAGUAGGCUCUCUAAGACGGACUACCUCGUACGUCCUCAAGGAGCCAAAGCCUGAACAACAGAAGAAACAUGUGCAGAUUGUUGCAUAGAGCCUCUUCAGAUCUAAAAUACAGACUUUAUAUGUUAAUUAAUUAUUAUAAUUAACUUCUAGCGAAGAA